AUGUCGACAAAUAAAACAAAGAAAGUCAAAAUGGCUACGAAAUCGUGUCCCGAAUGCGACCAACAGAUUCCCGUGGCGUGCAAAUCGUGCCCGUGCGGCUACGUCUUCAUCAGCAGGAAACUCCUCAAUGCCAGAUUGAACGAGUGCUCGUCGGCAAACGCGGCGGACAAGCUGGAGUGCAAGCGUCGUCGCACCGAGCGCAUCCGCCGCGACCGUCUGGACUCUGGAGGUGGGACGGCGCCGGGCGAGGGGGCGGACAGCAGGAGGCCCCGCCCCAGGAGCAACAGCCAGUCGGACCCCGUCCGCAGGGGGCGCGGACGGCCCAAGACCGUCGGCCUCAAGAAACACGACGACGAAAAAGACAAACAAGAGAAGGAAGCCGACUUGUACGCGGGACUGUCAGAUGAGCGGGCUUUCGUCUUCUCUGUGGCGCUGGCCGAGAUCAACCGCAAGAUCCUGGCUCAGACGCUCAUUUUGUAG
This is a messenger RNA of Nerophis lumbriciformis (worm pipefish), 480 nucleotides long. The record is from RefSeq and is a predicted model, not a curated record. NCBI's taxonomy places the organism in Eukaryota, Metazoa, Chordata, Actinopteri, Syngnathiformes, Syngnathidae.